Xenopus tropicalis (tropical clawed frog) is the source of this 7025-nucleotide messenger RNA. RefSeq names its product lysine (K)-specific demethylase 3B (gene kdm3b). Bases 747 to 5828 code for a protein of 1693 amino acids. Gene Ontology annotation, molecular function: histone H3K9 demethylase activity; metal ion binding; histone H3K9me/H3K9me2 demethylase activity. Lineage: Eukaryota; Metazoa; Chordata; Amphibia; Anura; Pipidae. Gene Ontology annotation, biological process: demethylation; chromatin remodeling. The record is from RefSeq and is a predicted model, not a curated record. Gene Ontology annotation, cellular component: nucleus; histone deacetylase complex. The transcript is spliced from 24 exons.
UUUUUAGUAGGGAACCUAUAAAGGCAAAAAGAACAUGGAAAGCUCAAUGGAACUAGAUGGAAGUGUGUCAGGCUGUAGGGUGAACCAACAUUUAGGUGACAAUGUUGCUCCAUGGAAUAUUUGUUAAUGAACAAUAUAUGGUUGCCAUAUUUGAAACCAAGGAAGCCAUUUUUCUUAUAGCCAUAAAUCUGGAUGUUCUGUAUAUAUUUCACUGCUUUAUCACUAAAGGAUUAUUCCUUUAAUCAGCCUUCCUUGACUGAUUCUCUGAUUGAAUUUGCACGGCAAAUGAUCAAACCUUAGCCUUCCACCAAGGCUGCCAUAUUCUUUCUCAGGUGGGUUGAGCUUAGGGAGGAGCAGCACAGACUGGCUAUUGGCUGGGAAUGGUAUAGGGAAUGUUAUAGCGCAGUGACAACCACAAGGGGCGCUGUAGACAAGCUGUUUCCAUAUAACUGGUAACGCGUUUGUCAUUGUAUCGCGGAAAUAUAGCCCCUGUGUUUAUAUUUGGAAGGGGGCGUGUCCAUCCAAUCGCUGUCAUGUGCACUCCAGUCGAUGAGGGGCGCUCUAUUUGUUUUCCAACAUUGCAGAGCUCCUCCUAUCCGCACGGGGCGCUGCUGGCACCUCGGAAUGGGCUCCCUGCCGCACGGCGGCGUUGUUGUGUAACGCGUAGAGCCCGCGGGUGCUUCCGAGGCCUUUAUCCGAGCGUUUGUUCAUCUUGCUCGCACUCCGCUUAGUGUCUCGGGCAGCCAAUGGCGGUCCCGGUUUCCCCGGUGGGGAAGAGGCUUCGGUUUCUAUUUGACGAAUCGGCCUCUGGGCGGGAGGGGGCAACCACUGAACCGUCCACUCCGCUGGGGAAGCGGGCCUGGCAGGGCGGGACGGUGCGGGGCCUGAAAGGAGCGGUGCCCGAAGAGCUAGCGAUUUAUGUGGAGUUUGAUGAGAAAAGUUACAAGUCAAAUUCUUGGGUGCAGGUUCAUGGGGAGGAUGUGUUGGUGAUCCUGAUAGAAGGAGCUUUGGUUUGGUCUCCAAGAAAAGAGCCUAUGUUUAUCCAAGGAAGCAAAUUAUGUCCAACUCAUUGGCCAGCUUUAACCUUUACUCCACUGGUGGACAAGUUGGGCUUAGGGACUUUAAUUCCAAUAGAAUUUCUUUUGGAAGAGGUUCUGCAUUUCCUACCAGAUGCCAGCUCUCUGAAACUUUAUCAGCAAAUGGGAGCAGACAGUCAUAAACUGGUUUUGAAAGAGCAGCCUUUGUUAAAGGAUGCAGUGACUUCUGUGAUCAAUUCAAGGAAAACACAAGAUCUCAUUUUAAGAGGUAUUUGCAGUAUUCAAGGCCAGGAAGUUAAGGUUUAUCAACCAGAUACAGAAGUGCCAUGGUCUUGUGGAGUUGUGACCCAUCAGGAUCUUAUUACACGCAUGAUAAAUGUAUCAAUGAAUGAGGGAAAUGAGAUCAAGUCUAUUGAUCCAAAAUUAAUUCAUGUGGUGCUUACUGACGACACUUUAAUACAACCUGAGGAGGCUACAAAAGCAGGUAAAGCAUCUAAAUCAAAGAAAAAAAAGGAGAAUACAGAUGCUCGCAGAAGAAAAUUACCUUCAGAUGCUGAAAAUGAUUCUGCUGGAAAAAAGCAGAAAGGCGAUAAGAAAGAUGUGGACAGUAAUGGAAAUGAUGGCAGUGAAGCUAAUAGAGGAGUUUGGAAAGCAGGCAGCACUGGAGAAGCUACACCAGAUUCAAGAUCUAAGCAAAUGUUACACUUUGUUCCUCAAAUUAAUCGCAAUAUCCGAUUUGCAACCUACACCAAAGAGAAUGGACGCACAUUAGUGGUUCAAGAUCAGCCUGUAAAUGAUGGAACCUCAUUAGCUUUUCCAACUUUUUCUGGAAUGACUAAAGGUAUAUUGUCUGGUGAAAGUGUUGGGAACUCUGAGAGUGUAACUUCGAGUGGUACUACUCCUACCACAGUACGAAUCUCUGAUACUAGUCUCUCUGCUUUGACUGGAGAAGAAAAGAAGCCAAACUGGUCCCUUGGAGAGAACCUCAGAAAAUCACUGCUGACCAAGAGUGGAUUUGGCCCAUCACUCUCUCAGCCAUUAUUUGGGACUGAUAAAAACCUAUCUAAUGGUGCACUUCAAGAGAACAAAGCUACUGGGUUUCAGUUUGGUGCAAAUAGUAUUCAGGAGCCUCCUAAGGAAACAGAUUUAUCAAAAAAUCUAUUUUUUCAGUGUAUGUCACAAAAUAUCUCCCCAAGUACCUAUUUUACUUCCAUAUCAGAGAGUGCUACUAGUGCUCCAGAAGAGCAACCUAACAAAGAACUUCCAAAGCAAAAUAAGGAGGGACUGGCUUCUGGUUUCGGAAAACUUAAACCCCCAGUGACACUGGAAAGUAAAGCAAAUUCAAAGAUGUCCUUUUCUGAAUCAAUGCCAAAACUAACACCUGCCUUCCCUGGGAAAGUUGUAAGUGCACGACCUGCAGAGACUCAUGAAAAUCUGUUUCUUCAGCCCCCAAAACUUUCAAGGGAAGAACCUUCAAAUCCCUUCUUGGCUUUUUCAGAGAAAAAAGACAUUUCACCAUUUGGCUUUUCUUCUCAAACACCUCAAAGUUCCUUUUCUAGUGCUCUCCCUUCUGCUUGGACAGAACCACGCAAGUUAGAUGACUCAGGGGCUUUGAAGAAAUCUUUGUUUCUUUCUGUGGAAUCUCCAAAAAGAUUGCCUGUUUCUCCUGGUUCAUCAAUCAGUGAAACUGUACAAAGUUCUGCCUUUCUUGGAAAUGGGCGUUCCAGCUCACCAGCAAACAGCUUAAGUCAGCCUAUUGAAAUGCCUACAUUGUCAUCUAGCCCUACUGAGGAUAAGCCUGCAAUUGGAUCUGGACAGAUAGACAAUCCGUUAUUAAGAACCUUUACAGUACUCUCAAGUAGGCUCCAACCUGGUGUCCACUGCUCCUCAGAUUACCCUCAAGAAAACAAAGCAGCUUUUGAAUCUGUUAACAGAUUUACCCUAGAUGAACGAAGUAGGACAUCAAAACAAGAUUCUGACUCCAGCACCAACAGUGAUUUAAGUGAUCUAAGUGAUUCUGAGGAGCAGCUGAAUUCAAAGAUUGGCUAUAGAGGAAUACCGGAACAUCUGGUUGGAAGAUUAGGGCAUAAUGGAGAACGUAACGUUGAUUUGUUAAUGGCAAAAGGUAGAGGAAAACAGCCUUCAAAAGGCAGACCAAGAACAGCUCCGCUAAAGGUUGGUCAAUCCGUUUUGAAAGACAUGAGCAAAGUAAGAAAGUUAAAACAGUCUGGAGAGCCUUUUCUUCAAGAUGGGUCUUGUAUUAAUGUUGCGCCACAUUUGCACAAGUGCCGUGAAUGCAGGCUAGAAAGAUACCGCAAGUUCAAAGAGCAGGAUCAGGACGAUUCAACUGUAGCUUGUCGAUUCUUUCAUUUUCGCAGGCUGGCUUUUACCAGGAAAGGUAUUCUUCGUGUUGAGGGCUUCUUAAGUCCCCAGCAAAGUGAUGCUGAAGCAAUGCGCCUCUGGGUUCCUAUUUCUGUUCCAGCGGACGGCAUUGAUUUGGAGACCUCAAAAUAUAUUCUAGCUAAUGUUGGAGAUCAGUUUUGCCAGUUGGUCAUGUCUGAAAAAGAAGCCAUGAUGAUGGUGGAACCCCAGCAAAAGGUAGCAUGGAAGAGAGCUGUACGUGGUGUCAGGGAGAUGUGUGAUGUAUGUGAGACGACACUCUUCAACAUUCACUGGGUUUGUCGCAAGUGUGGCUUUGGCGUAUGUCUUGAUUGUUAUCGGCUCCGAAAAAAUCGACCUCGCAGAGAAGAUGAAAUUGGUGAUGAAGAAGUCUUUGCGUGGCUAAAAUGUGCGAAAGGACAACCUCACGAACCAGAGAAUCUUAUGCCUACCCAGAUUAUUCCAGGCACUGCUCUUUACAACAUUGGGGAUAUGGUCCAUGCAGCACGAGGGAAAUGGGGCAUUAAAGCCAAUUGUCCAUGUAUUAACAGACAGAAUAAAUCUGUAUUAAGGCCAGCAGUCACAAAUGGAAUGUCUCAGCUGCCUAAUGCUAAUAAUGCUGCUGCUGAUACAACUACUACCGCAGAUGAGGGGAUUGAAAAUAAAUCAGACCAGCCUUUAAAGAAAGAGGAAACAGAAAAUGAGGCAUCGUCCAAUAAUGAUAUCGAUAUUGCUGCAAAUAGCAGCACGGAUAGCAAAAACAGCCGUCCUCAAUGCCCGGAAUCUACUCCUUCCUCUGCCUUACAUUGGCUAGCAGACCUUGCAGCCCAGAAAGCAAAAGAAGAGACAAAAGACAAUGGAACACCACAAUCAACACCCAGCAAAGAGUCAAGUCCACCUUCUGGACUGGACCCAUUAAAUGCAAAUGUUAAGACUUCAUCUCCAAAACUUUUUAAUAGCCUGUUAUUGGGACCAGCUGCUUCAAAUACUAAGACAGAAGGCUCCAGUCUUAGAGAUCUGCUCCAUUCUGGCCAAGGAAAACUUUCUCAAGGAAAUAUGGAAGCAGGAAUUCCAUUCCCACCUGUCUUUUCCACAAGUUCAGCAAAGGGGAAAACAAGUUUACCAAAUUUCCUUGAUCACAUUAUUGCUUCUGUGGUCGAAAAUAAAAAGACUUCAGAUGCCGCUAAAAGAGCCAGUAGCUCAACGGAAGCUCUGAGAGAGGGAAAGGAAAUGGUCAUGGGAUUAAAUGUCUUUGAUCCACACACUUCACAUUCUUGGCUCUGUGAUGGAAGGCUGCUGUGCCUUCAUGAUCCAAGCAACAAGAAUAAUUGGAAGAUAUUCAGGGAGUGUUGGAAACAGGGUCAGCCUGUACUUGUUUCUGGAGUACAGAAAAAGCUAAAGUCUGAACUUUGGAAACCUGAAGCUUUUAGCGUUGAGUUUGGAGACCAAGAUGUGGAUUUGGUGAACUGUAGAAAUUGUGCUAUCAUUUCUGAUGUGAAAGUUCGUGAUUUUUGGGAUGGCUUUGCAGUCAUUGAAAAGAGGUUAAGAGCAGAAGAUGGAAGUCCAAUGGUCCUCAAGCUAAAAGACUGGCCACCUGGAGAAGACUUUCGGGAUAUGAUGCCCACUCGAUUUCAAGACUUGAUGGAUAAUCUUCCACUACCAGAAUACACAAAGAGAGACGGCAGGCUCAAUUUGGCUUCAAGAUUGCCUAGUUAUUUUGUACGACCAGAUUUAGGGCCUAAAAUGUACAAUGCUUAUGGUUUAAUUACUGCUGAAGACCGGCGCGUAGGUACUACUAACCUACAUUUGGAUGUGUCUGAUGCAGUUAAUGUUAUGGUAUAUGUGGGGAUUCCAGUAGGGGAAAGCAGUCAAAAUGAAGAGGUUUUAAGAACGAUUGAGGAGGGUGAUGCUGAUGAAGUAACAAAAAAACGUAUUCAUGAUGGAAAGGAGAAGCCUGGUGCUUUGUGGCAUAUUUAUGCUGCAAAGGACGCAGAGAAGAUUAGAGAGCUACUCCGCAAGGUAGGUGAUGAGCAAGGACAAGAAAACCCUCCAGACCAUGAUCCAAUCCAUGACCAAAGCUGGUAUUUAGACCAGGUACUGCGUAAGCGGCUGUAUGAUGAAUAUGGUGUACAAGGCUGGGCUAUUGUACAGUUCUUGGGAGAUGCUGUGUUCAUUCCAGCUGGUGCACCCCAUCAGGUGCACAAUUUGUACAGUUGUAUAAAGGUAGCAGAGGACUUUGUUUCUCCAGAACAUGUAAAGCAUUGCUUCCGCCUGACGCAGGAAUUCAGGCAUUUGUCAAACACUCACACGAACCAUGAGGAUAAAUUACAGGUGAAGAAUAUUAUUUACCAUGCUGUAAAGGAUGCUGUUGGAACACUAAAGGCUUUUGAGUGUAGAUUGGUCAGAACAUAAACACUGGGAUUUUUUUUGGUUUUGUUUUUUGCUUGGAGAAUUUUGCGCCGCAAGCAAUUUUCACAAUUCGGACUUGUUACUUGCUUCCGUUAGAGGCAGCCCCUGGGACACUGUGUGGCAUUUAUUCAAUCAAGCCGCGAUUUUCUAUACAGCCUCAUAUCAGAAGAACUAGUGACAUGUUCCACUUAUGCACUUAAACGAAAAGAAAAGGCAUUUUUUUAAUGUUGCCUUGUUAUCUAACUACAUUAGCACUGGGGAAUUGUGCUUCUCUUGUGAUACAGAACUAGACUAUAGAAGAGCACACGUUCUGCACUUCUCAUGCUUUAUUUUUCAGUCUUUGAAGACUUCCCAAAAAAAACAAAAAACCAGUGGACUAACCUUGUUUUCCAAUGAUCACACCCAACUAAUGCAAAGAAAAAUGUAUUCUUUGUUCCUGUAGUUAUCUGCCAUACAGACCAGGUGACAGUACCAAACUAGUUGCAGUGUAGUUUAAUGUGCUAUCGUUCUGACUGCAACGGGGGAGGCUUGAUGCUUUUCCUGGGGUUGCUGAAGGGUUGUAACUUUGUGCAUUUAUUCAGAUAAAUAGGUUUGUAGUGAAACAGUUACAAGUUCAUGGGUUUAGACACUUUUAGAACUUUUGGAAUACCACAGCUGUUUUCUUGCAUUAGACAAAAAGGCACAUUGCAUUUAGUCUUCCUUUCAGCUUCAUUUUUCUCUGUAGAUGAAAUCAUGGAAUGAGUGUAGGUAAUGGGGAAAGAAUCCUAGAUUCUUAAAACUGAACAAGGUCUUCAUGUCGAAAGAAUAAGCCAUUAUUCGGCAACGUGCUAGAACCAUGGCAUUAAAGGUGUGUAAACAGCAGCAGCCUGCAGAAUAUAGGUUUCAAACAUUUUACAUGUCAUUUUUUAGAUUCUACCCAUAAAUAAAAAGGGAUAUUUGUUAUCUGUAUCAGUUGGUUAAUGAAUUCCAGUAUCAUCAUUUCAAAUUCCAGUGCUCUUCAGAAUAUGGUCGGAGAGUGGUUCUUCACCUUUAACCUCUGCGCCUAUACUUUAGUGCCACUUGCAGGUCUGUUUUAUAUGUUCAGUUAUUCACAUUUUUAAGUCAUUUACUGUAGAAUACAUCUCAUUUUAUUUUCUGUAUUUUAAGUUUGUGAAGGGCUGACUAGGGUUUCCAUGUUCUUAUUAAAGUACAUUAAAUCAU